AGUAGCUCUCUCUCUCUCCAUAUGUGUGUGUGCGUGUAAUUAUAUCUUCAACAGUGUACUUCAUAUCUCAUAGCAUAAAAAUUAUACAAGAAGCUAGGUGUGGUGGAUAACCAUGAGGUCAUAUUUGUGUGCUUUCUUGGCUCUCUUGUUGUUUCUACUGGUUGUUGUUGAUGCAAGAAAAGAUCCAGUAGAGAUUUGGAAGAGUUCGGUGAAGCAAGAGGAUAUGCCAGAAACACUUCGAGGCCGCCUUGUUUUUCCAGCAACCAAAGACCUAGAAAUCUCAGACAACAAAGCCUCUGAUAAUUUCGAUGACGCUAUUAAACCAUCAUUAGAAUCGCUUCCUAAUUUGGAUGUUUCGGAGAAACGCUUUGGUUUUGAUGCCAAUAAGAAUUGGAACCUUAUAUGGUGAUCUGAUGAAGUAAUGUUAAUGAUCGAUGAUCUGAAGUAAUGUUGAUAAUGUUCAAUAAAUAAAUGUCUUUUCAUUUGCCUUCUAGUGUGUGACUGGUCAUGUAAUAUUUAAGAGAGCGUGAAUUU
Molecule: messenger RNA, 534 nt
Organism: Tripterygium wilfordii
Lineage: Eukaryota; Viridiplantae; Streptophyta; Magnoliopsida; Celastrales; Celastraceae
Exons: 2
Coding region: 113-409 (98 amino acids)
Source: RefSeq, a predicted model, not a curated record